AUGCCGCCUCCCUCUUCUCCGCAGCAACGAGAUCCCGCGCUAUCUUACAGCGGCGCACGGCCGCCUCCGCUACCAUCCUUCAGCAAUGGUCGCGAUCUCCCAGGCCUGGGAGGAAUCAACCGGCCCGGGAGCAGCAUGUCCAUCUCAUCUCUCAUUGGAGGUGAGGCGACUACUGCUCAGAGUGCAGCCCAGCAAUCCCCUCCAAAUGCUGUCAGGCCACUCUCACCGCCAAUCAGGGGCAUGCGUCCUCCGUCCCCACGGCGACGUCCUUCACUGGGCUCCCGAGUCGAGUUCGGGGCCUAUAGGCGGGCUCAGACGCCCGAGAUGCACUCGUCAGGCUCUGCGGCUAGACCGAAUGACCUCUCUGCGUACGCUACCAGCUCUUCGCCUCGCUUGUUCGCAGGAGCGGGAGGCUCGCCCGACCAGGCACGCCACAGCUUCCCGCAUGCGACUCAUAACCAUGGGGCACUAACCGCGCUGGGCGCUCGACCGUACCAAUCGUCGCCCAGUGAUCCAGAUAACAAGGACUCAGACAAUCGGACAGGACCUGCAGUGCCUCCAAGGCCAAAUAGCCAGCCCGCGGCGCUUUUCGCGCCCCCACCAGAGUUAGGAGCGAGGGACAGGCUAGGGGCUCCUGUCUUUAGACACCCUUUCCUCGGGCCUUCAGCUGAAGACCGCGGAAGGAUGUUGCAAGAGUCUCACCAGCAGACGUCCGGCGGUUCCGACCCAACUGAUCGAUCCUCACAGCAACGCCUUGACGGGGAACGGGCCACCCCAGCACAACCCCCGUUUCAAUCCGCAUUCGGACCUCCACAGGGACAGCAGCACCCGGCACCACAGAAUGGACCGUCACAGCCGCCUUCGAGGACCUUUCUGGGCUGGCCACAGCUCCAAGAUGCACGUCUGCGAGAAGCAAGUAAACCAGCGAGAGAGGAGUCUUCCGCAUCGUCUAGGUCUGGCUUCUCUUCCCAGGUAGCCGGUAACCAAGGCCACGGAGUUCCUACAGGGCUCGGAGCGGACGCCCCAGGCCGUCAGCCGCAUACCCUGGAUCAAUUGCGACAGCGACUAAUGGGGCAGUAUCCUGGUACUAGUCGUGACGGUGAACGGCGAACAGAGCCGCCACCGGCUUUGACUCCGCUAGGUGGCGCGAACAGCGUCCAGUCACGUGCCCCGUCGUUCGACCAUCCCAUCCGCCGACCGGGCGAGGACAUGCAACUGCAACGGUCGCUGUUGGGUAUCAGUCCUGAAGCCAGCCGUCGCACUGGCCGUGCCUCUCCGCUGCCUCAAGCUGUGCAAGGGGUGCAAGCCCAGCUUGUAGGUCCGAGUGGAGAUCCCAACAUUAAGAGCGAGUUUGGACGGAUGUUUGGCGGCCUUGGCGGCCUUGGUAGCGCCCCCGGUGGCAACGGGACAUCUACUCCAUCUCGACAAAGUCCGAUGCCACAGAAUGGGGCGGAGUCCUUACCGCCAUCCAAUGACAGCGAAGGCGCGAGGAUGGCUAGGACAGGAUCUCAAGCUGGUAGAAGAGGCAGAAGAGUCAAAGACGAGGAUGCUCUGGUUGGCAGUGAAAGUGGUGAUGGCCGAGGUACCCCAGGGCUUGGAAGGGGAGGCUCGAAGAGGGCAAAGCAUGCUCAUCCGGCACAUCACCAUCAUCAUCAUCCGCAUAGCCAUCAGUAUUAUAUCAACCCUGUUGCCGCCUUCGGAAAGCUGACGGACAGCAGCCAUCACCAUCACCAUCAUAAGCCAGACGACGAUCUUGCCAUUGUCGGCGCUACUCAACCCGCCAACAACAAUCCUUUUAGUACCCUGCGCUUCAACAAUAACACUCCCCAAAACGUUGGCGGAUCAGCUGCUCAUCACCACCACCAUCAUCACCAUCCGCCGCAUCACCAUCAUCACGCGCCAAAAGCAACCCAGGCGCCCAGACCCUCGUCCCCAAUGCCUACUAAAGCCGUCAACUCCCAACCCGUUGUCGACAGCGUCGCGCCCCUCCCUCGCGAACACUUGGGCAGCAUGCUUUACACGACUUCUCUGAAAAUGCCUCCCCUACCGGCUUACCGACUGGACUCAAAGUUCCAGUACGAGUCCCAGCAUAAACCGAUUCCAAACUUUGAGGGCAAAGAGAACUGCACCUACACCAUCCGCGUGCCACGCUACUACCUCCAGCCCGAUCAGCGCGAGGAGAUCUGCCUCCGUCGCAAUGUUUGGGGCACGGAGAUCUACACCGACGACUCCGACCCCAUUGCCGCCGCCAUCCACGUGGGCUGGAUUCGCGGCGAGUGGGGCGAGGACGUCGACCCGGAUUAUCUGCUUGAGCUCGCUACUGCUGCAGCCAACAUCUCGAACAACAACAAUCAGCCUGACGACAUACCAGAAACAAUGCUGGCGCCCUUGCCCUCUGGCCCUAUCCUCCCACCUCCUAACACAGACCUUCACAUCACGAUCCUCGUACUUCCAAGGUUGGAGAAAUAUGCAGCGAGCACGCGCUUCGGCCUUCGGUCCCGUGCUUGGGGCGUCACAGAUGCCGAGCACUCUGGCCUCAGCUUUAAGAUUCUGAGGCUGGACUGGGUGGAUGAGGCUAGCGGGACUAGGGGUGAGGAGCGGGGCGCGGAGGCUAGAAGGAAGAGGCUGCAGGCUGCGCUGAGUUUGGUAGAGAUGUUUGGUGGAAGGAGCGGUGGGGGUGGAGGGAGGGAUGAGGAAGCCGGGAGAGCGCGGAACGGAACCGGCGCGUUUGGAAGAGUGGCGCAGGCUGUCGCUUGA
Molecule: messenger RNA, 2757 nt
Organism: Coniosporium apollinis CBS 100218
Lineage: Eukaryota; Fungi; Ascomycota; Dothideomycetes
Exons: 1
Coding region: 1-2757 (918 amino acids)
Source: RefSeq, a predicted model, not a curated record